Molecule: messenger RNA, 1755 nt
Organism: Verticillium alfalfae VaMs.102
Lineage: Eukaryota; Fungi; Ascomycota; Sordariomycetes; Glomerellales; Plectosphaerellaceae
Product: asparagine synthetase
Exons: 9
Coding region: 1-1755 (584 amino acids)
Cellular component (GO): cytosol
Molecular function (GO): asparagine synthase (glutamine-hydrolyzing) activity
Source: RefSeq, a predicted model, not a curated record
AUGUGCGGUAUCUUUGCGUGCCACCGUCACCCCGACGUUGAGAAAUUCAAGCCCACAGCCUUGAAGCUUGCCAAGGCUGUCAGGCACCGUGGCCCCGAUUGGAGCGGAAGCAUCAUCGCCAACAACACGAUCCUGUGCCAUGAGCGUCUCUGCAUUGUCGGCGUCGAGUCCGGCGCCCAGCCCCUGACGAGCACCGACGAGAACAUUGUCCUUGCUGUCAACGGCGAGAUCUACAACCACCGCCUCAUCCGCAAGCACCUCAAGCACUCAUACCACUUCAAGACCACCUCGGACUGCGAGGUUAUUAUCCCGCUGUAUAUGGAGUAUGGCCUCGACGCGCCGAAGCACCUCGACGGCAUGUUCUCGUUUGUCCUCUACGACAAGGAGCAGGACCGGACAGUUGCCGCCCGUGACCCCAUCGGCAUCACCACCUUCUACCAGGGCUGGAACUCCAAGCAGCCCGAGACUGUGUACUUCGCCUCUGAGCUGAAGUCCCUGCACCCCGUCUGCGACAAGAUCGAGGCCUUCCCUCCUGGACACAUUUACGACUCCAAGACCGGCAAGACGACGAGAUACUUUGAGCCUACCUGGUGGGAUGGCGAGCGCGUUCCCGAGAAGCCUCUCGACCUCAAGCUCCUGCGCGAGACCCUCGAGAAGUCUGUCAGGAAACGACUCAUGGCCGAGGUCCCCUACGGUGUUCUGCUGUCUGGUGGCCUCGACUCCAGUCUCGUGGCUUCGAUUGCCCAGAGGGAGAACCUGCGCCUGCAGAAGCUGGCGCUGGAGGCCAGCAACAGGGCCGCCGCCAAGGCUGAGGCUGCCAAGUCUGAGAACCCCGACGUGGGCGAGGGUCUCGUUGGUAUCGACGACGAGGAUGAGCUGUCGACUGUCACCUACCUUCCUCAACUCAACUCCUUCUCCAUCGGUCUCCCCGGCUCGCCCGACAACAAGGCCGCCCUCGAGGUGGCCAAGUUCCUUGGCACCAAGCACCAUGUUAUGACCUUCACCAUUGAGGACGGCCUCAACGCCCUCUCCGAUGUCAUCUACCACCUCGAGUCGUACGACGUCACCACUAUCCGCGCCUCUACCCCCAUGUACCUGCUGUCGCGCAAGAUCAAGGCCAUGGGUAUCAAGAUGGUGCUCAGUGGUGAGGGCAGCGACGAGGAGUUUGGCGGUUACCUUUACUUCCACGGCGCCCCGGACAAGAAGGCGCUCCACGAGGAGACGGUUCGCCGCGUCAAGAACCUGCACCUUUCUGACUGCCUGCGCGCCAACAAGUCGACGUCGGCGUGGGGUCUGGAGGCUCGCGUGCCCUUCCUGGACAAGGAGUUCCUUGAGGUUGCCAUGAACAUCGACCCUCAGGAGAAGAUGAUCACCAAGGAGAGGCUCGAGAAGUAUAUUGUCCGCAAGGCGUUUGACACCUCGGACGACCCCAGCGCGGAGCCUUACCUGCCCGAGAAGAUUCUCUGGAGGCAGAAGGAGCAGUUCUCCGAUGGUGUUGGAUACGGGUGGAUCGACGCGCUCAAGGACAACGCCGAGAAACACGUGACGGACGAGAUGAUGAAGAACCCCAAGCCCGAGUGGGGCAACGAUAUUCCCGACUCCAAGGAGGCGUACUGGUACCGCACCAUGUUCGACGAACACUUCCCCGCGUCGUGCGCGUCGACAGUCGUGAGGUGGACCCCUACCUGGUCCAAGCAGACCGACCCCAGCGGAAGAGCUAUUGCCAUCCACGAGCAAAAGUACGAGACUGCAUGA